AUCACUUCUAACAUCUCGAUCUAGCUCUUCCUCCUGCUCAGCUCUCGUUCCAUCAGGGUCUUCCACAGCGUAGCAAGGCAAGCUAGUAGAUCCCGGAGAGGGUGCAGCCAUGUCGGACGUGACGGCGGUGAUGGAUCUGGAGGCGGAGGAGCGGCAGCUGGCACUUCCGCCGGGGUUCCGGUUCCACCCCACCGACGAGGAGGUGGUCACCCACUACCUCACCCGCAAGGUCCUCCGCGAAUCCUUCUCCUGCCAAGUGAUCACCGACGUCGACCUCAACAAGAACGAGCCGUGGGAGCUCCCUGGCCUGGCGAAGAUGGGCGAGAAGGAGUGGUUCUUCUUCGUGCACAGGGGCCGGAAGUACCCGACGGGGACGCGCACCAACCGGGCGACGAAGAACGGCUACUGGAAGGCGACGGGGAAGGACAAAGAGAUCUUCCGCGGCAAGGGCCGGGACGCCGUCCUCGUCGGCAUGAAGAAGACGCUCGUCUUCUACACCGGCCGCGCCCCCAGCGGCGGGAAGACGCCGUGGGUGAUGCACGAGUACCGCCUCGAGGGCCAGCUGCCCCAUCGCCUUUCCCGCACCGCCAAGGAUGAUUGGGCUGUUUGCCGGGUGAUCAACAAAGACUUGGGGGCGAGGAAUGCUCCACGGAUGGAGGAUCCGCUCGCCUUCCUCGAUGACUUGCUCAACAAUGAUGACUUGCUUAACAACGCCGACCUGCUCGAUAACGCUGACCUGCCGAUGCUCAUGGACUCACCGUCUGGCGCCGACGAUUUCGCCGGCGCUUCGAGCUCCACCUCCAGCGCCGCCCUGCCGCUUGAGGCGGACACGGAGCAUUUGACUAUCAAGAUGGAGCCGCCGCAGCAGAUGCAGAGCCCAAACUCCUUCAUGCCGGCGACGGCCAACGGCAAUCUUGGCGGCGUCGGGUACUCGCCCUACCAGGCUAUGGGCGAUCAGCAGGUCGCGAUCCGCAGGUACAGCAAGCCGAAGGCGGAGGUAGCGUCUUCGUCCGCGCUGCUGAGCCCUUCGCUGGGCUUGGACACGGCGGCGCUCGCCGGCGCGGACACCUCGUUCCUGAUGGCGUCGUCGCGGUCGUACUUCGAUCUGGAGGAGCUGUUCCGGGGCGAGCCUCUCAUGGACUACUCCAACAUGUGGAAGAUAUGAUUGAAUCCAUCCAUCUAUUCGAUGGAUUGGAGCGUCUCAGUUUGCUGGUAACAAUAGAUGGUUAUUUGGUUGAUGCUAGCUCUUCGAUCGAUUAGUUGCUUCAUUAACUUUGAUUAAGGAUUGUGUUCAUUAAGGUAUCCUGGUGUGUUUGUUGAUGCGUGCAAGGCAUAAUGAUGGCCUGUGAGCGGAGGGGGUGCUGAUUAAUCGUAGAACGUGGUAUCAAACUACUAGGAGUCGUCUGUAGUUUGUACAUAGUUACCUGAUUGCCAUAAUACAGUUUAGUGAUUAGGGGGAUGAACCCGAUCAAGUUGGUUGAUAAAUAUAUUUAAUUGUGUGUUGAUGGA
Triticum dicoccoides is the source of this 1509-nucleotide messenger RNA. Its product is annotated as NAC domain-containing protein 92-like. The record is from RefSeq and is a predicted model, not a curated record. Bases 110 to 1165 code for a protein of 351 amino acids. Gene Ontology annotation, biological process: regulation of DNA-templated transcription. Gene Ontology annotation, molecular function: DNA binding. NCBI's taxonomy places the organism in Eukaryota, Viridiplantae, Streptophyta, Magnoliopsida, Poales, Poaceae. The transcript is spliced from 3 exons.